Triticum aestivum (bread wheat) is the source of this 1303-nucleotide messenger RNA. Its product is annotated as trafficking protein particle complex subunit 2. Bases 167 to 574 code for a protein of 135 amino acids. The record is from RefSeq and is a predicted model, not a curated record. NCBI's taxonomy places the organism in Eukaryota, Viridiplantae, Streptophyta, Magnoliopsida, Poales, Poaceae. Gene Ontology annotation, biological process: endoplasmic reticulum to Golgi vesicle-mediated transport. The transcript has 6 exons.
CUAAGGGCCAAAACUACUCGUCCGACACCUCCUUCCCCAUCUAAAAAAGACCUUCUUGCCCGUCUUCCUCCAAGCUAGGGUUUCCUCUGCUGACCUCCGUCGUGCUUCCGGCCGCUACUUGCAUCUCUCCGCCCUCCAAUCAUUCCACUCCUCUAGCCUAUGAGAUAUGGCGAGCACAGCAUGCUUUGUGAUUGUCAGUAAGAAUGAUAUCCCAAUCUAUGAUGCUGAAGUUGGAUCCGCUCCAAAAAAAGAAGAUCAGGCUUAUCAGCAUCAGUUCAUUUUGCAUGCUGCAUUAGAUGUUGUUCAGGACCUUGCAUGGGCCACAAGUGCAAUGUUUCUGAAGUCAGUAGAUAGAUUCAAUGAUCUUGUGGUGUCUGUUUAUGUAACUGCUGGUCAUACUAGAUUUAUGUUGCUUCAUGACUCACGGAGUGAAGAUUGUAUAAAAAGCUUCUUUCAGGAAGUUCACGAACUUUACAUCAAGAUAUUCCUUAAUCCACUCUACUUACCUGGUUCUCGUAUCACAUCCUCCCAUUUCAACACCAAGGUCAGGGCUCUUGCAAGGAAAUACCUGUAGCAGUGUAGCAUACGCUCAGGUGGAAGACCUUGUGAGCUCCACAUAAGUGAUUUGUUUCGGUGACCCUCUCUUUGAUCUGCCUACUUCCGACUAUUCAAUGGCCAAUAGAUCCCGAAAAUGAGCUAGUACUAUGAUGUACCAAAAUGCUGCUGAAUGGAGAGCUUUCUUUGCUUAUUUCUGAGGUAUUUCCCCUUGGCCUGCUGUAUGUUUAUUGUGCGUGGCAAAUUUAUAGAAAGACCUUGCCCCCUGCCAGCGUUUCAGCUAUAUGUUUAUCUCCUUGCUCCUGUCCUGUGCUGUUGUCUAAGAUACUCGAAUGUCCUGUGAAAUUUACGUUGGACAUCGAUACUGCACCAUUAUAUCUGUAGCCAUGGCAGUGAAAGGAGAUGGUGCCGCAGUAUCAUCACGAGCUGUAUGAAGCAUGGAACCACGCAGCGGCAUUAAUAUUUCAGGACACUGCAACUGACCAGCUGGUAGUAGUACUGUAGCUCCACUAAAAGGACCCCUGCAGAAUCUCCGGAGAAAGGUCUUCGGUCAUCAGAUGAAUUCUAUUCCUAAAUGAAUCUGCAGUUAUCACUUGGGAUUGUACAAGGAAGAGCUGUCACUUGGCUGGAACCUCUUUUUUUUUGGAGAACUUUUUUGUUUCGUGAAGACAAGACUUUGGUUGUGAUCAUUUAACACAAACGGGUGUUAUGUGCCAUGAAAUUUACGUCACCACAUUUGUUUCCGAAA